This is a messenger RNA of Prorocentrum cordatum, 2001 nucleotides long. Lineage: Eukaryota; Dinophyceae; Prorocentrales; Prorocentraceae. The record is from the annotation of a GenBank genome assembly.
GGGCGGCAGCCACGGCGGCCACCCUCGGCGACGGCAGUGCCAACCCGUUCGCUCCUUCGACCGAUCAGCUGUUCGAGGCCUUGCUGCGUCGCGCCCCGCAGCAUGGCGAGCGCUUGGCAGCGCUCAAGAAGGAGUUCGAGGACGCUCCGCCGCCAGCUGCCGCCGCCCCAGUCAAGCCCAGCCUCGAGCGUGAGCGAGAGGCACAGCGGCUGGCAGUGGCUGCUCGCAAGGCCGAUGAGUCCCUUGCGAAGGCGAUCGCUCACGAACAGGAGUGCACCGACUGGUUGGCACGGGCUCGGGCUGCUGUGGAGCAGGCUGCGCAAGAUGCAGCUGACGCCAGGCUGGCCCAUGAGCAGCAGUUGGAGCAGGACCUCCAGCGCCUCAAGAGUCGAGAAGGUGCUGCACGUGUUGCCGCUGCCGCCGACCCCAAGCCCAAGCUCAACCUGUCCAGCUUUCUCGACGAGGGCGACGAGCUCGGGCAAUUGUUCGAGUUCGAGGACGGCGAGGCCUUCGACUUCGCCGAUCUGGACCUGGCCAAGGAAGACAUCGAGGCUUGGCAGAAGCACAAGAUUUCGUUGGCACAGGAGAUCAAGCAGGCGAUCAGUGCGGCGAUUGGCCCAGCAGCUGCUCAACUGGGUGCUCGCAGACAGCAGUUCAAGGAGUUCAAGGCGAGGCAGCUGCUGAAGGUAAAGAUCGUGGUGAGGAGCAGCCUGCAGGUGGAGACCAGCCUGCUGCCCCUGCCGCAGGCGAUGGUCAGGCAGCACCUUCUGCUGGGCAGCGCGCCGCGGCCUCGGCAGCAGCCACUGCCGCCGCUGCUGCAGCAGCGCCUCCCUCGCAGCCCCAGGAGGCGGCGGCAGGAUAUUUUGAGCACGCUGAAGCAGCACAAAUGGCAAGGUAUUGUUUCUCCAGCAUACCCCACGACCUACGUGAAGAAGGCAGGUGGCAUUGUUCUGGGUAUCCGUCAACAUCUCUGCUGGUCUUCUUUUCGCCACUUGUCGGACGACCCUGACAACGCGAUCGGCUUAGUUGACGUCAGCAGCAAGCAGAAGUUAUCGGGGCCUUUGUCCUUCAAGGAUGUGGUGGCGGUCGAGUGGAAGAUCGCCAGAGUCCCGCUGCUAGUGAUUGGUGCUUAUUUGACUGUCUCAGUGGGGUUGGAAGCACCCAUCAAUGUCGCAAAGCUUCUCACUAUUUCGGCGCUGUUGGACAAUCAUGCUGGGCCUUGGAUCAUCAUGGGAGAUUUCAGCGCUACUCCCCUGGAGAUGGCCAUUUGGAUUCGUAAGUGGAAUGGACAUUUUUACCACCCACCUGGCAUCACCCACACGUCCACGAGGGGCAAGGGGCAGCGACUUAUCGACUAUGCUGUGGCCUCUCAGGAUUUUUCUACGCUUUUUCAUGAUGCGAUCCAGCUGGAUGCUGAGGGUGGUGACCACUACGGCAUGAUUUUGGAGUUGAAUGUUUCUGCACAACAGUCUGCACGUCGAGUCUUGGACUUACCGAAGAUGUUCCUGCCACCGCUGCCCACCAAGUUAAAGGCUGACCCCAACAGCAAACGGUCGAGGAAGAAAUUGGAGUUGGAGCGGCGACGGCAGCAGCGAGCUCUGGACCACCCGGAGGAUCUCGAGCAAGAACUUCCUGAACCCGAGUCUGAAGACGAGGAGUUCUUGGCGCAACCUCAGCAGGCCAGCACGUGCACGAAAUACCCAGAGGAGGCUCGCAAGUUUCUACAUCGAGAUUUUUUCGACUUCGACUCCGAGGCGCUUCAGCAGAUGUGGCAGUCGCAUAUUUAUGACCACAAGGCUUCCGAGGUCAAGCCUGUAGCUCAGGACUGCCACCCAGCCAAGCAUUUAGAGUGGAUGGUUGAAGAUCUGGAUAAGCUUUGGACCACCAUUGACAACAACACUCUCCAGCACUGUGAGUGGGCCCUACCGCCAGAUUGGAUACAAGACAGCCUCUCGUAUAAGUAUGAUCCCGAGACUGCCAUCGAGCUGGGAUCAGACUACG